AGUCAUAACAGGAUACCCAAAAGCUGCAGACGCUGUGUGAACAAUUGUCUAAAGAUUAAAUUCAUACUGAGGAGCUCCGAAAUACUGUAAAACAUUCCCUUCGAGUUGGUAAGAGGCCGACAACGACUGGGAUGAAUAACUCGUUAAUACUUGAGAAACUGUACGCUGCCUUGCAGUCCCGUAGCACUGCCAGAACCGUCGCCGAAAGUGGAGCAUUUUUCAUUAUAUGGCUGGCCAUCAUGAUAGGUAAUUCUUUGACACUGUACAUAGUUCUUAGUAAUCGCCAGCUACGCACAGUCCCAAACCUCUUCAUUGUGUCUCUGGCUUUUUCUGACAUCGGUAUGGGUGUUCUCUCGAUGCCUAUGUGCUUUGCUGUCCUUUCUCUUUCCUACUGGCCGUUUAGUGAUAUUGCUUGUCAGUACGAAGGCUUUAUAGCUGUUACGAUGGGCCUUGCGUCUGUGCAGAGUCUAACUUGGACUGCUGUUAAUCGAUAUUACCGUGUGGUCAGGACCAAUAAGUAUAGAAAGUACUUUACAAUGCGGUCUACCAUCAUGUACAUCACUUCAGGCUGGGUUUUGUCUACCAUAUCUUUGACUCCAUAUUUGUUAGCAGGCCACAGAAUGAUCUUUCAUCCAGGCAAGUACUUCUGCUACGCACAUAUAGAUGUCGCCUGGUACAGCGCAUUCGUCGCGAUACUGUACGUAGGAAUACCAACUAAUAUCACUUUAUUCUGCUACUUUCGUGUCUUUCAAGUCGUCAAAAAACACAACAACAGCUUUAUGAAUUCACGAGGAACACAAAACAACCUGAACGUUGAAGAGAUAAAAAUUACAAGGACACUGUUUAUUGUUCUUUUAGUCUACAUGAUUUGUUGGACACCGAUUCUAAUUAUGGACCUAAUAGACACUUCCAGAGGGUUUUGGUCACUGAGCAGAGAAGCGUAUACCUGCUAUAGCUUUCUCGCAGUAGUUAGCAGCGCGACUAAUCCGAUCAUAUAUGGAUUCAUGAACCCUGUUUUCAAGAAAGAGUAUCUGAAAAUUCUGUGUUGCAAAAGAAAUCGAAACAGAAAUAAUCUUCCGAGGAUGGUAAACGUGGAAGCUGCUGCUGCUGCUAACUCUAAAGCGACAACCAAUACCUUACAGAUCGUGUCGGUUUGUUCGACGAUAACAUGACUUUCUCAUUAGGACAUUCUAUACUAUACGAGUCUUCGGAGAAAAAUACUAAAAUAAGUUUUUCACGAAAUAACGUUUUUUUCUUUU
Actinia tenebrosa (Australian red waratah sea anemone) is the source of this 1259-nucleotide messenger RNA. RefSeq names its product melatonin receptor type 1C-like. Gene Ontology annotation, biological process: G protein-coupled receptor signaling pathway. The record is from RefSeq and is a predicted model, not a curated record. NCBI's taxonomy places the organism in Eukaryota, Metazoa, Cnidaria, Anthozoa, Actiniaria, Actiniidae. Gene Ontology annotation, molecular function: G protein-coupled receptor activity. Gene Ontology annotation, cellular component: membrane.